GUAGUUCAAGUACAGUAUAAAAAGCAUUUUUAUUGUUUUUUUUUGGUAUAAGUUGAUUCUUCUCUUAUGCUUAAAACCCACAAGUUCUUCCAUUAAGUUUUUCUGGCCAUUAACUAAAAAUAUACCCAAAUGAAACACUCGAAUGAUGGACGCGCUGCUUUGGGACCAAUUGAGCCAAGCUACCAGUGUAAUUCAAUGAAAAGGCAUAUUAGAAGCCAUUAAUCUAGCUUCAAGCGUGAAUGAAUUGAUAAUUAAAGCUUUUCCUCGCACUGACGGAGAGUUUUUCGGUUCACAAGCCAAACACUACGCAGCAUAAUAGCUUUAGCUUUUCUCGUGUGUUUUGUGUGCGAUGCGAAAACUCAGGCCCAAUUGACUUUUCCUCAUUUUAUUCCUUUGAUGCGCUCACCCUUUUUCGCAUCAAAAUACAUUUAUAUACUGUAUUUUAUACCAACAACACGUUCCACAUUAGCAUUGAGAAAUUCAUUGGCCACCAUUCAAGAGCCCUUCACGACAAAUCCAUCCCAAAUUGUGUGCGCGUGCAUCAUUCUCUCACAUAUAUAGAGAGCUUUACCAUUGCCGAUGAAAAGAACAGAUCUAUCUUUCACUUGUGUAGAAGCAAAUUUAAGCGUAACCAAGAGAAAAAAAAUAUGCUGACAAAAAUGCAGCCAAAAAGGAAGUUGAAAUGAUGCAGUGAAAUGCAUGUAAAAUGUUCCAAAAAUGCAUAUAAAUCGCUUAAUGUUGGUGCCAUUGAGGAAGUAUUUGAGGAGAAACGGAACACUUUUGAGGUUGAGAAAUUUGUACUUUGUGCAAAAUUAUUGCCAUUAGGAAGAAAAAUGGCAAUGAAAGCUUCUUUUCAUAUGUGGAAAAGUCUCAAAUGGAAUUUGGAAGUCGUAUUUUUCUGUGUGGGGGAGGGGUAAAAGCCUGAGGAACUUGGGGGAGGAGCUUUUGCUCUCUGCGGGAGGACAUUUAAGAAACUUUCAAAAAAGCACAACAUUUCCCUCUCCCUGGAUGAAAAUUUCAAUUAAUUUGCAUUCAUGAUUCCAAUCUUUUGUUAAAAUUUUAUUUAUUCUAAUAAAUUCUUAAUUAAUUCCUCUGAAAGCUUUUGCAAAACUACCUCAACAUCCUGUAUUACCUACAGAGAGUUUAUAUAGUUUUAGAGCUUUUUAAUUAAUUCCACUUCAAUUACCAAUAAAAACUUUCAACAUCUCUGAAAGUUUCCAAAUUAUUUUUUUAAUUUAAUUUUCUUUUUGAAUUUAGCUCUGAAAAUUUCAUUCAAUUUCACCGGGAAAAAAAUUAAAUUAAUUAAAAGAAAAUCUCUGGUGUGAAUUCAAUUUUUCACCAACAUUAAAUAUAAUUAAAUUGUUUUGUGGAAGUUUCAAAAGCUCUGCGAGAAAGCUUCUUCUUGCGUGCAAAUUUCAACCUCUUGGGGGUUCCAUCUCUGGGUGGAAGCGAUAAAAACUAUACACACUAAAUUGCUUUCUCAUCAAUCGAUUGAUGACAAAUUGCGUGGUGGCAAAUGGGCAGGGGUGUGGGGGGAGCUCCAAGGGGCCAGAUACUUCCACACUAUGGAGCUGGCUCGAGGUGUGAAGAGUGGGGGAAGGGGCUAUCAAAUGACGUGGUUCAAAUGCGGUGUUUGCAGAAAGUUUCUCGAUCCCACUGACCGAUAACACCUUGUGCAAAAUGUGGAUGCGCACAUGCAAAAUGGGUUCAUGCGGUUGGGUACAUUGAUAACGAUUUUGCCAGGCAUACACCCGGGUAAUAAAAAUCAUAAUCAACUCGACCCCAUGUUGAGGCUACUCUUUCUACGCACAUACUCACAGCAUUGAUUUAUUUUCUCAGUAAACAAAAAAAUUACACUAGUUGUCCUACAUUACGAAGUUUAAACAGAAAUGAAUUUUUAAAUUGAAUUUUAGACUUGCGGAGAAGUUAAGAAAAACUUUCUUUUGAAUUUUUAAAGCUCUUUUGGGAGGCUUUUGAGAAUAUUAAAAAAAAUAUAGAUUUUAGCACAACAUUUCCCUUUUCCUUAAGGAAACAUGUUAAACGAAAGCUUUUCAGUUCUUUUUUUUUGAACAAAUAUGAAAAAUGAGCUUUUAAAUAAUAAUUCGCAAAUUAUGUUCAGUUGAGAGAGCUUUUGAAGAUUUUUAUGAAAGACAGUUCUGAAAUUUCGAGAAUAUUUUCCAUUCCCUCAAAUUAUUUAAAAUUAUGCUUUUGAGCUUUUCCACGGCUUUAUUAUGAACUUUAAUAUAAAACUUCGUUCAUUCUGUUGGAUUAAGAAACCAAAAAAAAAAGCUUUUGAAGCUUAAUGAAGGAUGCUUUUGCGAAAAUUUGAAAAAUUCUUCUGCACAAGAAAAUUAAUUUUGAUGAAUUGAGCUUUAGAAACUUUUUAACAUAAAACAAUUUCGUAAGAGAUCUUUUAAGUGAAAUUUAGAGCCUCUCUGGGGCUUUGAAAAAACUGGAGAAAAGGCUUUAAGUCGUUCAAAGAUCUAUUCUGAGAGACUUAUAUAUUAUAAUAUUUAAGCAGCACACUUUGCACAACAUUUUCCUUUUCGUAAUUGAAAUUCGUUCAAACAGAGCUUUUAAGCAUUUUAAAUAAAUCAUUAAGUAAAAUUCAGAAAUCUUUCCGGACCAGGAAAUCUUGGAAAAAUCUUUUAAAGUUCUCUAUGAAAGACAUUUUAGGGAGAAUUUAAAAAAUCAUUUUCACAACAUUUCCCUUCCCUUUAAAAUAAAUUUAUUAAAAGUGAGCUUUUAGCUUUUUAGCGUUUAGAACUUUUUGUGAGGUUAAGAAUCUUGAAUGGGCUUUAAAAGCUCUUUAUUUCAGUAUUUUCUUUUCCCAUUUAGCUUUCUAAGCUUAUUUUUACAUUGAAAAAUUCUUUCUUUCAGUUUGCUUGAUAGAAGAAAAUUUAUUUAACAACCUGACUGUUCGUAUUGUAGAGCGUGUAGUGUAAUGGAUUGUGGAGGUCACUCCGCAAUCAAUUCAUUUGACGAAAACACUUCAUUUGAUCAAUUAUCUCCUUUUGAUUUCACCCCACAUGGAGUGAUUAUUGAUUUCCACACGCAUUUCUUCCACACUACGCACCCCCUCAUUAACUAUUCAUCGAUAUACAUAGUCGUUUUUCCCCCAUAAAGAAGCGAAACCCUUAAAAUAAAACCUCUGCAAGGUUUUUUUACGACAAGGGUAGAAAAUUAUUUCAAGUGAAGGCGCCUGGUGAAAAGAAAAACCCUCCUACGUAAAGAAAAAAAUUCCCCUCAAUUUGAAAAUCAUCAAGUGCAAUUUUUACACUGAAAGCUCCCCCCAAUAAAAAAAGCUCAAGUCAUAAAAUUUCCAUCAGCUCCGUGACCAUCUAUUGAGAAACAUUCAAUUUGUUGUCGUCUAUUUGUUUUAUGGUUGAAUUGUGUCUGCUUGUGUUUUUGUGGUCCAGGCACAUGGAAAAAUGUGCUCAGCGAGAGAAUCAACAUAUAGCUACACAGAACCUACUAAAAAUUUCAUCACGUACAUGUAAAAAAUGUGUCUAAAAUCCAAUGAAUUGAGAGAGAAAAAAAAAGCAUAAAAAGUGUAGAGGCAUUGAAGACCUGUUUUUCAAGAUUAAAAUCUUCAAUCUCUAAUCAACACACACCGGGGGAACUUUGGACCCGUGGCGGGGGCUUUUCCACGAAGAAACUGCGGUCUGUGCUGUAUGUAUGUUUUUUUCUGCACACGGAGGAAAACCCAUAUUUAUUGAAAACCGGCGGAAUGCGGCUUAACAAAAUAUGUAGUUCAAGGUUCACGACGCGCGCGGUGUGGCGAACUCUUUAUCAGCACUGAAAGGGAAUUUUGCGGGAAGCGUCACAGCCCGGGGAGCUUUUGCCCCGAUACGGUAUCCAGCAAGGGUAUAAAUCACUUUCACACACCCACCUUAAAUUCUUCUUAUACCGAAAGCUCAUGAGGUGCAAAGAGAGUGAUUUGCAGACGCCAGAGGAAUUUUCAAUGCGAUAUUACACACCUCACGCCAUCAUUGACCUUUCUGGACCCUGGUCAGGGGGUUCACUUCAAUGAUGAUUCUUUUUAUUACUCUGAUUCACUGCCAUGGGAUUUCCCCCCGAAAAACAAGACAUAAAAGCUCGAGGGGAGCUCAAUCGGAGGAUUGAUGAGCCCUCCGCACAGGAAGGUGAUUGAAGGUGUGCUGUGGGGCGGGAAGAAAAAGUUUCGAAGAAACCAAAAAAGCCAAAGCAAAAAAAAGGGGAGAUAAAGUAGGUUGAACUUAAUGAAUUUCAAUGGCUUCAUUGGCUUUUGAGAGCUUUGCUUGUUUCUUAUAGAGAGGGGAGGGAAAUAUAAGUAUAUUGAGCUUUCUACAAGGGGACUAAAUAGCUAUAAAGUAAGUAGAUUUAAUGCUAUGGGAUGAUGACCUAAAUUCGACAUUUUAGGGUUUUUCUAACUUACUAUUUCUUCUAAUUCUAAGAGCAAAAAUUUAAUUAUUAAAAGAAAAACUAGAUUUCUUCUUAAUUAAUUAUUUUUGUAUCUUAUUUUUUCUUUUCUUUUUUAACCCUUUCGCGUUUUUUUUGGGUCAGAAGUUCAUCCAUAAGUGAAACAUUUUAUUUUCACGAAUUUUACUGAAUUAAAAUAUUUUUUAAAGUUGGAAAUGAUCUGAAUUCACGUAAAUAAGACUAAGAAAUCGUUCAGGCUGAAAAAUGUCCUCUAAAAGCUUUUGGAGAGUAAAUAUCGUGAUAAAAAGGCCGUAUGUUUCAUGUGGACGAGAAAGGGUUUAUCAUUACUCUUCUUUUAUCUCUUUAAUGUUUAAUUAAUUUGGAUAGAUGAUUUAGGAAAUAAAUUAUUAAUAAAAUCGAAUAAUCAGAUCCAAGUUAAUUAAUUUUCUUUCCUCGAUUUAAUCAAUUAAUUGAAUCCUUUUAAUAAAACUUCUCCAUGAUUUAUUUGCAGUUUUUACCAGUAAACAAUAUAAAAAAAUUAAUCAACUUAGAACAACGCUAAUAGUUGCCAUGGGUUCAAAUCCACUUUUAAGCAAACAACAUAAUUUUCAUAUUCACGAUGUAAUUUACUAUUUGGGGAUAAAUUGAAUGCAAAGGAAGCAAAAUAAGAAGGAAAAUAUUCUCAAGUUUAUUGAGAGUUUCGUUGGUCAUCUUUUGGCAUCAUUAGUGAGAAAUUAUCGUAAAAUGAAGAUUUAUAGUGUCUCUCCGUCAUGUUUUGGCAAUCUCACAUGCGACAAGUUGAGCCACUUCCUCAUCACAAUUGACCAUGAGAGCAAUUUGGGGAGCAUUUUGGGCCACUUUGUCCCCAGGAUUCCUUCCAUGUUGAUUGUUUUUCCCACUAAAAGCUCUUCCCAGGGCAGGCUAGUUUCGGUACCUACACACACACACGAUGAAGCCCCUUCUGGGCGCGCGUGUUUUGGAGGUAUUUUGGAGUUUAACUUUCCGGCCAAUUAACCAUGACGUUGCCUUUGGAUCGAUGAUGUUCUCGUGCUGUGUUGCCACUAUUUUCGGGGCGUACGAUGUAUGUUUGACUUGAUGCUAUAAAUACAAUUCACCAACGGCCCACAUGACCAUGUGAUUGACUCAGGAUCACGUCACCUGCCCGAUAUUUUGGCAAUUAGUGGCUUUUUUUUCUUGCUGUGUGUGUUCCAUCUCUUCAGAAAAUUUUCUCUUUGCUGCGGAAACGCGUCCAACGACGUCACUGCACGAGACGCCGCAACAAGCUUUUUUAUCAAAAGAUCCGCACAGGAGUGAUGAUUUCUAUUCUGGGGAGGGGGUGUCAUGUGAUGGAGCAAAUGCUAUGUGUGUGCAUGAAAAUUCAACAUGCGAUGACUCACAGAGAAUAAUGCCAAAACUUCUCUCAGUAGUGUUGGCCACAGCAUAAAGUGCGAGGGUGUGAAGGAAAAUCGACUUUUCGGCCGCAUAUGCUGGCCAUCUCUUAAUUUCUAACUCUUGAAAUAUUUAUGUAUGUUAUGUAUGUAUCUUGUCUCUUCUCCUACCCCCAAUAGAAAACAAUUCCCGACGAAACAUCUGUAUUUGGAAAUAAACUAAACACACAGAGAGUGAGAGAGCGAUGUAGUAUGCUACUGGAAGUUUUCGGGAAAUGGAAAUUCCAUGCAGCAAGUGUGCCAGAAAUGUUGGACAAUGGUGCUUGAUUGGCGUUGAGAUUGCCAAAAAAACGCCAUCACCAUGGAAAAUUAAGCACCACCAAUGAUCGUGCAGAAAAUACCAAACUCGAUACAUCUGAAUAAAGUUUAAAAAAAGCAGCAGCAGCGACAAAAAAGCACAAAAUUCAUCCAAAGAAGCAAAAAAAGCUCGUUUUUUCCAGAAUUACUCGCAAAUAGUGGAAAAUUUUACUCAUAGAAGAGAUUUUUUUUUAUUUAAACUUCACUCGUUGAAAUUGAGAGCUUGAAGGAGAGAAAAAGGUGGCAAAAAUUUGAAGAGCUUUCAGUGCAGUAAGGAAACUUUUGAGAACUUUCGCAAAUUAAGUUUGAAUAAAGAAGUUUCCUUUUCAGAGAAGUUUUGGAAUUUCUAUAGUUCUUUAAAAAAAAAAUAGCAGGAAUAAAGGGACGUAGUUAGAAAUCAUAUCAGGGAGGUGUUUUUGUUUUGUUUUUUUAAUUGAAGCAUGUUGAAAAUAGGUGAAAAUAGGUUAAAAAACAUUUUGACAUUUAUUUACAAACGCUUAUUUUUUUACUUUUUUUUAAAUACUUUUUUGACAUUUCUUUUUUCAACAUUUGACGUCUAUCGUUUGAUACGUUUGAAAAACCAUUUUAUAAUAUUUUUAAUAUAAUCUUUAGCAUGAACAUAAUUUCUUUUAACUUAUAAAGAGAAGCGUUAACUUCCUAAACUUCUAGACUUUAGAGGGGUGUUUAAACACCCAAAAACUCUCCCUGGAUACGCCCCUGGCGUAUUGAAUUAAUUUUUUUUUUUCAUGAAUCUCUUUACUUUAAUUAUUGCUUAAUUUUUAUUGCAAACUUAUCGACUUUUAUGAGAAAACAACUGCAGAAAAGAACACGAAAUUUUAAAAAUAAUAAGCCAUGAAAAAGAUUUUUAUCCAAAAUGGGAUUUUUCCCGACUUAAACCUCACAUCUGCCUGUGCUGUAAUACAAAAUUUAUUAACCCGCUAAAUCCCUCGUUGUCUUAUGAAUAAAUUAGUAAAUUCAUGCAGUUUUUCAAUAAAAAUUAUUUAAUAAAAGCUCCGCCAUGAUGGUUAAUGUUGCCCUCAUUAAAACAAAAUGAACUUUCAAACUUUAACAAACUUUUAAUUAAUCAUUUUCCCCGGACCAACAACAAAGUUUGUAAAUAUUUCAAAACAAUUUAUUUUACAGUGUAUGCAAAAAUUUGUGAAUUUACUAAAUCUCUCUGUUUGCUUUGGGGGACGCGGUGAGGGAUUGGCUUAUUGAAAAUCCUACCAAUACCUCAUCGAAAUUCUGUGAAUCCCCGAAUGAUGCAAUUAUUUAGUAUGCAGCUCUGCAUUUCUGGUCAAAAAUCUCCUCUGUCCACGCACAAUGGUGGUGAAUUAAUUGGAAUAAUUUUGGAGUGUGAUUUAUGGUGCUGGAUGCGCCCGCGAGAGAACGAAGAGAGAGAAAAAAAAGAGGCUCGUCUUGUUUGAUUGGAAUAAAUUGAUUUAAAAGGGAAUAUUGGGGCUCUCUGUAAACAACCAAAAAGAUUUUCUAGACCGACAUCGUCGUCGCAAUAAAUUGAUAACAUACAGCCCUCUUCCCGCGGCUCACAUGUCGCAAUGCCACGAUUUGUUGUGCUUGAGAAAUUCGGUCAGAGCUUUCCCUUUGAGUCUUUUGGAAAAUUCCGUGGUGGAACUUUUUCGUCGGGGGAAUGAAGCAAUGAAUGCGCUCAAUGUGUGUGUCCAUUCUGUGAGAAUAUGAAUUUUCUUCAUCAUAAAAUGUUGGAGUUGAAAUUUUGUGAGCAUUCAGUGGGAUUUAUGGGUGCAAUUCUUGUCUCACAGUAAAUUACAGCGCUGCUUCGUGCCCCGAAGAUGUGCUACACGGGUGCGCAAUUAUUUGGUGGAUGGUGCGAUCGUAAAAAAGCGACAAGUUAUUUGACGAUGCGAGUGCUAAAUUCUUCUGUGCUGCGAUGGUCUCUCUGACUUCACCUACGUGAUUUUUCAGCUCAAUCUGCAGUGAAUUGAGUGCAGUUGCGACAGUGUGGUGUUGGGAGUGAUCGUCAAUCUCUUUUAAACUGCGAGGAAAAAAAAAGCUCUCCAACACUUGAGAAUCUGCAAUCAAAACAACCACAAUGGAUUAGCUGAUAAAACACUCUCAAUAAGGCUAUGGUGACUUUCGCAUAUAAGACUCACCUGGAAAUACCUGAAAAUUCUCAAGAGAAUUUCAAGAGAAUCCAAGAAUAGGAGAGAGGUGCGCAAAUAAAUUGAGGAGAAUUGCCAAAGACUCAAUGACUUGACCACAGAUAAUGGAAAAUUUGCGGUCAUUUUGCUUGAAAUAUCCGAAUUAUUGAGUUUCAAAAUUAGGCCGUUAGAAUGCCUGAAAAUAAUUUUAAGAAAAUUAAAAGAUGAAAAGCUAAAGAAGAAAAUUGAAAUUAAAAGAUGAAAAGCUAAAGAAGAAAAUUGAAAUUAGAAGAUUAAAGAAAUUGAAAAAUUAUAUAAAUAAAAAUAAAAGACAGCAGUUAAAGAAGAAAUUCAAUAAAACACAAGAAAGCUCAACGUUAUGUUGUUGAAGCUUUUCAGACUGAUUUUUCAGACAAUUUAAGACAAGAAUUUUAAAAACUCAAAUUUUGUAGCUUAAAUAAUUUAAUUUAUUAGAUUAAUCAUUAAUCCGUUUAAAUUUUUAGCUUAAAAUUUUCUCUCUAUUCUAAUUCCUAAUUUUUCUUUUUAGGAGGUUUUAAUUUAAAUUUCAAUUUUCUUUUAUUUUAUAUUUUUAAUACCUAGUUUUUUAGUUUUGAUUUUCCCACAAGGAGUGUUUAUCUGGUUUAUCUGCCGAGUGUUGUGAAUUUUUUGACGAUUAAUGCGAAGAUUGGUGAAUAAAUCCAAGUAUUUCCGAAGAUCUGAAUGCUUUCAUUCAGAUUAAAGAUUUUUGCUUAAAAGCGAAUUAACUUUUUCCGGCUUGAAGUUAGUACUAUUUAGGCUUUAAUUUGGCAUUUUUAGGCUUAGAUUUAAUACUUCUUCAGCUUUUCUUUAUCUGAACAUUUAAGGGACUAAAACCGAAUAACUCAUUUCAGGUUUUAGUAUUUUUUAAGAUUUCUUUCUUGAUCUAAAAAUUUCUUAAUCUUUUUUAGGCUUAAAUUGAGUAUUUUUAGGCUUAGACUUACUACCUUUUACGGUUAGAUUUACUACUUCUUAAGUUUUCCUUUCUUCAUCUGAAUCUUUAUGAGAUUAGGAUUAUCUACUUAUUUUUUUUUUUUAGAUUUUUUGGCGAAUAAUCCGAAUAUUUUCAUUUAGAUAAACACCCCUUGUUUUCCCAUUUAAUUCUCAAGUUUUUUUAAAAAUUUUUUUUUCUAUUUCUCAAUGUAUUAAGGCUCUGUUUUUAUGGCCAUUUUAUGAUUUUGAUGUAUGAUUUAUCAUUCUUAAAUCGGAUUUUGAAGUUAGAAAUUCUAAAAAGAAUUUUUCUACCUCCUAAAUAUUUUUUUUUAAAUUGAAUUGGGUAAUUAUUUAAAUUUUUUAAUUUAAAAUUCUUUAAAGGUUUUUAUAUGUAUAUUUUGCUAAAAUCUUUAAAAAAUCAAUAAUUUUUAUAUAUUAAUUCUAUCGAUCAUUUACUUUCAAAAUCUCCCUUGUAUGCCCUCCAAGUAGGGCAAUGUAGUAGUUGUAGUAAGUUUAUUCAUCUCAUUGUAAUGUAGAACAUAAAUCUCACCUCGCUGUGCUAUGUACUUUGUGUUCAAAAACUCCUCAUGAAAAAUUCCUUCAACAGAGAAGAAAAGCUCCGUGCAGAGCUUUAUCUUACCACCAAAUUUAUUUCCAUCUUCCAACUUAAAUAUUUCAUCCAAAAUUCUCACCAAGAAUUCUCACCAAAGUAUGGUUCCGGUCAGAAGCCCACCACCCUUCAACCCUUGAACUUUAAACCAACUUUCAACCCCUAUUCACUGGGAGAUUUAUCCCAAAAUCGUUGAUGCGUCACUAGAGAAGAUGGGCGACGUUGUAGGGCUGCCUCAACCCCAUUAUGUUAACCCUGGUUGGGUGGAGGUGGUACUCACGCGGCCAUCCAUUUGGGGUGUUGUGCAUCACGUGCCCGAGAAUUUUGGGUCUGGCUGCGUGUCACCAUGGCAACAGUGGAGACAUCAACCGGAGGCGCGUCAAAUUAUCGCUGCAAAAACGCGCGGCUCCCUCUGAUAACUCGGCGUCCCCACUGCUGAUAGCCCAUAUCGCAUGUAUUUAGCUCUUCCCACCCAAAUGCUCUUUUUACGGGAGCCAUGGGGGGUCAUCUGCGAAAAAGUUUUAUCACCUCAAAAAUGCACAAAAAAAACAACAUUUGGGAGCAUUUUCUGCGGUGUGCUAUGUAGCUUCAGAAAAGCUCUCUGGGGCAUAGAAAUCUCUCCGUAGUUUCUUUUUGCGCGCGCGGGAAGUUUGAGGUGGAAGCCAUUCACGUGAAAAUACAACGUGACUCGGUCGUAGACGCCAAGGGGAGGAAAACUAGUUAAAAUGGAAGCAAGAGGUGUAAUUGUCCUUGUGAGCUUUUGCUGUAUUUCAAUGUAAAAUUAUACAAAAGAAUAUUAUUCUUUAUCUUCUUUUCAUUCGAUUGAUAAAUAAAUAUGAUUUUAUUUAAUUAAAAUUAGUAGUUAAUGUUCUAAAAUAAUUUCAAAAGACAUUUUGAGAGCACUUAGCAGCCCCCUAGGGCGCCGGCGGUGCUGGUAAAAUGAGUUGGUGUGGUGGCUCCACAACAUAUAAUAGUGGAUCAUGGAAAAUACCUACAAUAUAUGUAGUAUGUGGUGAUGGGAUGGAGGCAAUUUUCCCUCCAUCAGUCCCCCAUACACAAAGCGGAUAGAGAGCGCACUGGCACAAUGAACUGAAUUGACGGGAUGCAUAAAAGAUCUGGGAUUGAUUACAAAUUCCAAUGGGACGCAUUGACUUGCGUCGUGUGCCUUCCCAUGCGCCACAGCUUGCCGCGGGGACGGACGCGAGGCUACCACGGACGUCGCCACGUGAGUAUUUCGCAUCUUACCUGGCAGUCGUGCCUCCGUCCACGUGAGGUGGCUCCACCCCGUGUUCUGGACACGUCUCCUCGCAUCUGCCCCACAUUUCGAACGCCUCUCCCGCAGCCGGCAAUAACAAACAAAUCGCACAGUUUCAUUCCGGACGCCACACCAGUGAGUCCUACGCCACCACCUCAACAUUCGUGUUUGAUCCUGUGAACCACUUAGCUCCCUCUAAAAGAAGGAUACAAUCCUACAUACAGUUUUUCAUUCUUCUCGCGUGUGUGGAAAUUCUGACAGUGAAAAAUCUCAUCUUUGUGGCUUUUUUUUUGCUAAAUCCUUUUUCAGAAAAACUUUCUGGCAUUCGCCAAAGGACUAGCCAUCCGUGAAAAGUGUCCCAAAGGAGACAUUCGUAUGAAAAGUUUGUGCAAAAGUAAUUUUAUUAAGUGCAAAGCAUUCAAAAGUGUCAGAGAUUUUAAAUAAGUAAGGCUCCAGAUUUCUCAGAGAGAGAGAAGUAUUUUCCAGGAUAUUUUUCAAUUUUUUUAUUCUUUCUGGCAAGCUGGCAAAAGUUUGGAAAAUUCUUACAAAUUCUUGUAAAGUAGAAUGGAAAAAAAGUUCAACAAAGGGGACAUUCAUUGAGGGAAAAUAUUGUUUCUAAAAAGCCUUUAGGUAUAUGGGUUUUUUUUUUCUAAACCUAAAUGAAAUAUUUCUUGAAAAGCUCUUUUAAAAAAGUCUUAGAGGCAGUUUCAACAUUUUUUUAGUUUUUUAGUUAAAAUAUCUUCUUAAAAAAUAUUCGAAACUUUUUUCUUGGUCAAAGUUAAGCCUCAAGAAAAAUAAAAAAUAUAAAAAAUCAUAAUAAUAACUUAAAUUUUUUAAAUUUAAUAACUAAUUUUAUUCAAGCAAGAAAAAGCAGGACCAAAAAACAAUUUUAUUUCAUGUUUAUUUAUAAAAGAAUUUCUUUAAAUUAUUUCUAAAAAUUCAUUUAUCGUUUGGUAAAAAAAAAAUCAUAGAUGAAUGUCCCUUUGAACUUUUCUUUGUUUAAUAUUUAACUCUAUACAUUUUAAAAUGCUUUGUUUAAAGCUUACGAGUAAUCCAGAAAAUUAAAAAUUAAGCCCAAAACUCCUUAAAAAUUAUUAAAUCUGAAAAAAAUCUUCAAAAAUUUUACUAAAAUCUGAUAAAUCUUCUCUUGAAUUUUUUUUAAAUCUCAGGAGCUUACUUCUCGCACUUUGUUUUAAAGUUUUCUUUAGGGAUCGUGCAAUAAAAACAACCUACUAAACAUUUUUAUAAAUAUUAAAAAAGCUUAAAAAUAUAUGUAGAACAUUGAGUGCUGUGAGAACUUUCUAAAGAAGUGGACAAAUUGAGAAGAAUCUGCCGAGAAAAAAGCUCAGCUUGCAAUUUUUCAGAGUGUUUGGUGAAGAUUUUAAACUUUGGCUGCUGCUGUGAGAAGUUUUUUACCCUUUGCGUGUGUCUUGUUCUUGGAAAUUUGAGCAGAAAAAUUGAUCCAUCAAGACCAAGGGUGAGAGAGAGAAGAAGGAGUUUGAAGAUGCUGACAAACUUUCCUUGUGCUGAUGUAUUAAAAAACGUGGAAGUUUUGAGAAUUUCCGUGAAACGCUAAGAAAGUCAAGGAGAAAAAGGAAGUUUGCUGAGAGUAAGAAAGGACGUUGCAAGAGGAAGGAGGAGAGACAAACUUAAGGGAUUGCAAAGUGUUUUGCGGCAGAAUGAAAUCCCGCAUGGAUGAGGCAAAGACAUUCUACCAUCCAGCUCCUGCCACGGGUGGGUACUUUCAUCAACAAGCGCCCAUGGGGAGCAAUCAAGGGUGGCCAAUGAUGGCAGGAGAGGCAGUUGCAAUGGUGCAGCAGACACAGGGACAAUUUUCGGGGCAGAAAAUGCCAUGGAGCUUCCCACAGAGUACCCAAACGGUGCCACCGAGCUUCCCAGGGCGUCCGUAUGAGCACUAUGGGUACAUUGCGGGCUCACAGGCGGCCCCAUCUGUGCCUCAUGACAAUCUGAGCCACCAACCGCCCAAGCGCUACCUGUCGCUCUCAGGUUUGUGUUUACGAUUUUUCUCUCAUUGCUGGAAUACUCCGCGGCUAAUAAAAAGCCCCCAUAACUCUGCACAAGUUCCACAAGCUGAAAGUUUUUUCUUUAUUCCACCGUUUUGGUGAACUUUACGCCAAUUUUACGUUAUUCCCAACAUCCAGAAAAGCUCUCAAAGUCCUCCCACAGGUCACGUUUCCCGCCAUAUGAUCCCCCUCUUUCCAUUCUUCCAAGAAUCCUUUCCAUUUCCCUUCCUUCUAAACGGAAGGAUUUCCUUGGUUUCCAUCAAUAAUCCUUUUUUACUCUUGUUGAGAUUAAAUUGCCUGUGAGCCGUGGGAGGAAAGAGAGCGAGGAUGGUGGAAAUUUGAUGAGAUUGAAGUGAAAGAAAAUGGAAAACUUAUAAAUUCAUAUUUUCACACGCAUUGCGAUAUGAAUCUCCCGAAGAAGCCACUUAGGGCGAUUAGAUUGGAAAAUGUUUAUCAUUUUCGGGCAGCAUUAUCGCAAUUUCAUUUCAUUUUCUCCACCUACGAUGAUAAGGUGCCAGGUUAACCCUUUAGUGCUGCGUAGGAAUUUUAGUUGAAAAUAUUUUUGAAUACAAAUAUUCUUUGCAACACAGAACACUUAAAGAAAAACUUUAUGGGAAAAUUUCAAAGAUUUUCUUUCAAAUUCUCAAAAUUAAAAAGAAAAUAUUUGAAUUCUCUUCGACCACUUGCCCACAGAAGGGUUAACGGAGAAAAAUCUCACCUUAUAGCGAGGGAAAUGAUUUACCAUAUUUUCUCAAUAUUCUGCAUUACUCCUCUACCUCCUACCCUCCCCCAAUACCCCCUGUGUGGGUGUUUGCAUGCGUGAGUUCGCAGAAGAUGGAUCUGUGGAAAUAAACAUGAAUUUGCACUUUUAUCUUAUUUAUCAAGCGAAAAAAAAAUGGAAAAAUCAUUUUCCUCUUCUGCAGGAACUUUGAAAAAUUACAUUUAAAUAUGAGAAAAAUACUUUUUUGGCGUGAGAAGUGUGGCAGAAUAUUGGGUUGAAUUUAACUUAAAUAUGAGACCAGCCGUGUGAAGCUGCGAAUUCUGAUAGAAAAAUAAAUGGCAAAAAAAAGAAUCAUCUUCUCACACAAAAAACUUAAACGGAAAAAAUGAUUUGCGGGCUUUUUGAAAGAAAAAUCUCUUGAGACGCGCGCGCGUCUGUGUUAAUCCCGCCGUGAAACUUUCGUUUUCAUUUGAAACUCUUUUUUUCGCACUUUGGAGCAAAAGUGAAAUUUUUAUCGAUAAUUCAUUAGGCUGGUGGAGCCACAAAAAACACCCAAAAAGCAAGCGAAUAAAAAAAGUCGUCUUGGCGAUGCGGAAGGGGCCGCGGAGUGGUGGGCCCCACGGUGUGUCCGAAAAUGUAUACAAGAGAAUGCAAAGAAGCAAAAGAUUGUAGCGAUGGGCUCGCGUGGUCUCCGUGGUAGACGCUGAGGAAGUCCAUGGGUUUUUUUUUCUUCUUGUUGUUGUUACAAGAUGAGUGUGUGAUGUAUGAAUAAUGGGUAUUGUUGCUCAGUCACAUGGGAAUUUUACCUUCCUCCCCCGUUAAAGGAAAAAAGAAAAAGAAAUGCAUAUCCAGAUAAUUGAAUUAAGAUUGAAAUUUCGUCGCACAUUCGUCAAAUUAUCUCUUAAAGUUUUUUUUUUGGAUUUUUUUUCCUUUAAUUUACAAAGAAUUGCAAAGUGUGGACUUGAGGGAACUUUUAUAUGGUUUCAGGUUGUUGUUGAAAGUAAAAUGAUUUACAAAAAAGCUGCGAAAAAAGGUGAAAAGUGAGAAAAUUUAUAGAUACAAGUUUAUUUGGAAAAUGUUCAGGAGAAACUUUUAGAAUUUUUUUUAAAACGAUCUUUGCAAUUUUUAUAGAUUUUUUAAAAUUAAUAAAUUACUAGAGGAGCAUUACUCUUAAAUUGAAUAUUCUGUAAUUGAUUUUUUUUUAAAAAGAUUAGGAUUUUGCUUUGAAAAUCAUUGUUUUGUUUUAACCCUUUCAGGUCCGCGAUCAAUCUUGGUAAUAAACAGAAAACAAAGAUUUUCUUUAAUUUAAAAAUGCUUUUUUAUGGGGCUCUUGGACUUGUUUAAAACAUUCUUCUCUAAUCAAUAAUUAACACAAAAAAGCAAAAAAAGUAUUUUUUAAAUGAAUCUUAUUACAUCAGAAAAAAAUCUGAAAAUAAAAUAAAUUAGGUUCAACUAAUGUUUCAAUUUAAUUAAUUCAGUUUUUAAUUUGAAAAGAAAAGUUUUUCUUUUAAUUAAUAAAAGAAGUUCUCUUAUCAAAUUAAAGAACUUUCUUGCAAGUCGAAUGCUGAACUCUCUUUAAUCUCAAUUGAAUUUGUAGAUAAAUUAAUUUUCUUACUUAGAAGGUGUUCAUUCAUCUUUAUACGGCAAAAAUUCUUCAUUAGAGGAAUUAAACUAGGGUAAUAAAGAUUAAGAAAUCGUGCAAGACUUUUCUCUUUUUCCAUAGGGAUUCGUUGGGUAACACAGAAGAAAAUUACCAAAAAAAAACGCAAAUAGUGACGUCACUUUUAUGAUUUUUUUUUAAAUUUUUUUUUCAGUUCAUGAAAUGUAGAAAUACUUUGUAUAAGAAUCAUCAAUGAAGCUUUAACAUAAAAGCUUCAUGAAUUAAACAGAUAAAAAUACAAUAGUGACGUCAUUGUUUGUAUUUUUGGGCAAAUCUUUGCCGGCAUACCCCAGUUAAUGUCAGUGGAAAAUUAAAAGUUUUUUUGGUGAUUUCUUCUUUUUUGGUACUCUACAUGAAUAUUCGAAUACUUUUAUUAUUUAAUCCAAUUAGGAGUUUUCUAAGACAGAGAUGAAUAAACUCCUUUAUGAUUCGUACUUCCUUCUUAGAAAAAUUUCUUCUAAACUGAACCUUUAAUUUUGAUUUUGAGUGAUGAAAGAAAGAUGAUUGAAAGGUUAACAAGGCAUGGAAGGAAUGGAAAGAAAUGAUUACAAAACCAACAGAUAGCCCCUAAUUUAGUAGCUGGUACUACCUACCUAAUCAGAUGAUCACAUAGAAUAUAUUAUAUCGGUUGAUCACUGAUGUGAGUGCCUCACUAAUUGCCCUUCUAUAUACUUACCUACCUACCUAUAUAUUUUACAUAAUCCAAAAAGAAUUGUGUGUGACUUUUCGUGGGAUUUGUGAGGUGAAUACACAUUAAUUACCCUCCUUGUAAAAAUGCAUACAAUAUUGGUGAAGACAGUAUAGAGAAGGUUUUUUAAUAGAAGAGAUGAAAAAAAAAAAAGUUGAAGAAAAGAAAAAAUAUAUAUUCGUGCAAUUAAUCGUGAUGUUGCGCAACUUGUGACGAUCCGUGAUUCACGGAGAAAGAGAGACAUAUCUAUCUAAUAAAUAAAUAUGUGGAUGCGAAGAAAAGCUCCCAGGGGGUGGUGGGAGGUGUGUGUGUAAUUUCGUAGAAGAAGAAAAACAACGAAGGUGGUGUUCAAAACGUACUGAACUAGUGUCCUACUUCUCUCCUUCCUCAUUCGCAUUGCAUUUCUUCCAACACUUUUAAUCGUCUUCGUUUCGUGCUCCCGCGCGCCCCUAAAGGUGCUACAUAUGUAUAUAUUAUUUGCAGCAGCAUUACAAACUAAUGGAGCAGAGCACACUCAUAUAUAUAUUUCAUAGCAUAAAUAUGUAUAUAAGCUGAAGAUUGUCUGCAUUGUAAUUUCCUUCUCUUCACAAACUUCUUCUUUAUGCCAUUUUCUGCACCAAAAUGAUUGCGAGCUUUUGGUGUGCGCGCAAGUACCACCACCAGUGCAAAAGAGCUGUAUGCAUGGUGUUAUGGGUUGGUGAAGAGUGAGAGUUCACUUUCGAUUUCAUUUCAAAAUUUUCUUACCGCGAAGAGAUGGCAAAAAAGUGCACCGUGAUGGGGGAAGGAAGAGAAUUGUGUAGUGUGUUGGAAUUUAUGGGCUGAAUUGAAGCUCAACAGUGAGAAAAGAGUCGAAGAAAGAUGUUGAGUGCUCACGAGAAAGCCUCAGCAAGACUUCUUUCCUUCCAUACAAAUAGUAGGGGGGGAUCGUACGACCGAGGGGACAUACAUGUUUUUGUAUACAUUAUUGUAUGGGCAAGAGGGGACAGUCUAUGUUGAAAAUAUAUUGGAAAAAAAGUAUAAUUUUGAGGGGUUUUGUAUUGAAUUUCGAUUCAAAUAUUGUUAUGAAAAUUAAGGUAAUAUUGAACCUUUAAAUACUGAAGAUCAAAAUUUUAAAUAAGUUUUAUCUUAUGCUAAGGGGGCUAAAUAGGUCCAUAAAAGUCUUAAAAGGAAGUAAAACCCAAAUAAUAAAUUCAAUAAACGAAAGAAUAUUUUAAAAGUUGCUGAAAAUAUAAUUUUUUCAUUUUUUCUUUUGCUGAAUAUAUUUUUGUCCUAAAAUUCUAUUUUGCUGGAUCUUAAAUUUUGCUGAUUUUAUUCAGACAAAAUUCUUAAAAAUCGCUGAAAUUCUUAAAGUCCGCAGGAAGCUUUCAAGGCUACAAAGAUUAUUAAAAUGUUUUUUUUUAGCAAAAAUUAAUGUUUUGUUAACUUUUAGGAAAAAUUAGAGCAAAGAAUACUAAAUAAAUUGUAUUCAGCGUAAUUUUAGCUAAACUUACCUUAAAAAUUAAGCUUGCUGAAUACAAUGACUAGAAAUAGUAAUUUAUAAAGGAUUAACAAAAAAAGUUAACAAAUUAACUUGAAUAUAAAAUUUUUUUGAGAAUUUGUUUUUGUUCUGAACUAUGACUUAAUUUGAUAUUCAACGCACAACGCUGAAAUGCUCUUAAUUUAACAUAGAAAAUGUCUUAAUUUGUAAUUUAAUUCAGCAAAAUUGUGAGCUUUAGGUGACUGUUGAAAAAAAAAACCUUUAAUUUGAGAAUAAAAUUGAGCAUAAAUUUCAGCAUUAUCAGCUUUAUCAGCACUUACAAUCAAUGUGCUGAAUAUAGCUAAAAUUAUUUGAAAAAUUAAACUCAAGGAAUUCCUUAAACUUAAAAGAAAUCAAAAUUAAACUAAUUCUUUUAGCAUCUGUUCUAUUCUUAUUCUUAUGCUCAAAGAGUAUAAAACAGAUUAUAUUUCUCCUUAUCUGACGCAAAUCAUAAUAAUUUAAUUAUUUUAUUAAUGUUGCGACCAGAUGCGAAACGAGUUUUAUAAUAAUUAUUUCAAUUGAGCAUUAUUAAUUUGAAUUAAUUUACCUCAAAUUAAAAUUUCAUUAAUUUCUUCUAUUUAACUGCUGCUAAGUGGAGUAAAUAGGAACAUCAAAAACGUCUGCUGUGAUUCUUUUUAAUACUGUUCUAUUCACCCUGUUAUAACUGUCUAAAUAAAUUGACGAUCUUGGAAAGAAUUUUAAUCUUUUUCAAUCUCUCUUCAGUCUUCAAUCAUCUUCAAUCUUUUCUUGCCAUAUUUUGUCAACUUCCAAGUUGACUUUUUCUCCAAGAUACUCACACUGAAAAUGCCACACAAUAUAUAUGCGAGUGACUUGGCAUUUUCCCCGCAGAAUCUCCAAUUCAGCAAGAUCAUCGCUAUCACACAACGCAAGCAGCAGCGUAUAAAUAUAGAAAAAAUAUCUCUCUGAGCGAUUGUCAAGGUAAUAAAAUUCUUAAGACAAAUACUUUUGCGAAAAGCUCUCCAAAAAAGCUCUUUUUGCUGGGCGCGAGGUUUUGGGCGGAAAAACAGGGCUCACGUGUUUGAAUAUUUUUGCCCCUUUGUAUGAUUUAUGUGACCCCCUGGCCCCUGUGUGUUGGGACCCCAAAAAAAGAGUCACAGUGAAUACUGAAAGAAAUGCUCGUUGCCGGCGUUUUUCGCAUUUGUUCAACACAUACAUAGCUGGAAGUGCUUUUCCCGCGUAUAUACAUGGGGGGAUUUAAGUUGCCCCGCGUGUGUGUGUGUGUGGGUACAUGUGUGUAUAUGCUCACCUGGAGAGACUCUUAUUUACCUUUCGGACAAACGGUGGGGCAUCCCGAGGUGGGGGGCACCGUGGGGCGCUAGCGGAAGGUAGCUGUGUGCGCGAAGAUAUCGCGAACGCGGAACACAGAGAAGCCCCAUCGUUCAUUUUCGUUGCAAUUCGCGGGCAGGUUAGAUGUGAGUUUUUGGUUACCUUCUUGUGCGUGUGUCGCCAAAAAAAAAUUUCUUAUCAAUCUCUUCAAUAUACCUGUGUGACGAGAGAAGAAGAAAAAAUCGCCCUUAUCGGGGAGAGAGACUUUUUUUCUUCAAACUUUUUCUUCUGAAAAAAUUUUGUGUGUGAAUUUGAAUGAAAAUUUUCUUUUGAAUAUCAAUAAAGGAGAAAAAUCGGAAAAACUUGGAAGUGUACUCAAAAGGCGGAUGUGUGACUGUUUCCUUCAGUGUGAUUUGAGACUUUACAUAGUGGAUUCUUUACCUGUUUGAACGCCUAGUGGUUGGUACAAUAGGUGUGAAGAUCUCCGAUGAGAUCACAAAUACCAGGGAGAACGUUUGAAAAAUUUUGCGCGAGUGAUUGGAUGCUGUGAGAAAAAUUGUGUAUAUGCGAUGUUCUGAAUGGGAGAUUUUUUUUUACAUACAUACAUGUACCUGUGAAAAAGAACAACACAACAAUACCCAUCCCCAAGCAUUGACUAUCAAUUUGCAACGCAUGGAGUAGCACGUAGAAGGUCGAACUCUUUAUGUGGAGUAAUGUUAUUGGUGACAGAUCCAUUUGGUGUCUCUCUGGACAAAAUUGUGCCAAAAAUUAUCCUGGAAUUCCUUCGUGUUCGACGAUUUCUACGUAUUUUGUGACACGGUGUAGGUGGUAGAAACAUUACACAGUAGCCCCACAAAUACUCCACGCACAGUCAGAGAAGAAAUUUUUGAAGAAAAAAAACAUCCCGGGAAAUUUUGGGACUUUAAAUGGGCGACACAAGGGUCGCCAUUCAUGUGAAAAGACCUACCAUAGCAAAGAGUAUCCCUUUUGUCCAUCCACCCCCCAUUGAGAUCGCGUGUGGACUUCCGCGCGCGCAGCGAAAGUGAAAGUGUCGUGUGAUUUGGUGAAGUGAACGUGAAAACUCCCGAAAAAAAAGUUUUUUUUUUCCAACCAACACACUCUCGUCACAAAGCAACUCCCCCGAGAAAAAAAAUGGAUUACCAGUUACCGCAGCAAAUGCCCAUUGGACCCCCAACCCCAGCUCCGAGUCCCCAUAUUCAGAUCAUGCAGAACUCCCCGCAGAUACUGCCGUCGAUGCAACCCCCGAAUUCACUGCCAAACAUGCCCCUUCAGGUGAUCCAUUUGCCCCAUAUGAAUCCCCCGAAUGGAGCACAAAAUGGUGGGGGUGCAUCGCAGCAGCACAACUCCCAGAAUUUGCCACCCCCAUCGCAGAUCCUCCAGGUGCAUCAUCAGACAAAUGGGACUAAUGGCACGCCAAAUGGGCAAACACCAAAUGGAGGGCCCAACGGAGGGAUGAAUGGGAAUAAUGGGGCUAAUGGGGUAAACGGUGAAGAAGGCAACAGAUGGACACAGUUUCAGGUUCAGCAACUAUGGCGACAUCAUGCAUAUCUCAAUGGUAAAUCGGGCAACAGCAAAGACAUCUGCGGCGAUGACAAACACAAAGAGGAUGGGGAUCCGUGGAAUGUGGAAGCUCAAGCUGCAUUUCUGGGGCCCAAUUUGUGGGACAAAACCCUCCCCUAUGAUGCCGACCUCAAGGUACACCAAUACGUGGACUUGGAUGAAUUCCUGUCGGAGAACAAUAUUCCAGUGGACGGCCUACCGGGUGGGCAUUUGGGCCACAGCAAUGGUCUCGGCCACAGAUCCGACUCCCUGGGUCACAGUGCGGGUCUCUCACUUGGCCUCAGUCAGGUGACCACGAAGCGCGAGCGCUCACCCUCACCCUCCGACUGUGUCAGUCCGGACACGAUGAACCCCCCAUCGCCGGCGGAAUCAAUUUUCGAUGUUGCAGCCUUUUCAUUUGCAUCAUCUGGUAGAGAUUUUGAUCCACGUACACGCGCGUUUUCAGAUGAGGAGCUCAAACCACAACCAAUGAUCAAAAAAUCUAGGAAGCAAUUUGUUCCAGAAGAGCUGAAAGAUGACAAGUACUGGGCACGCCGACGAAAGAACAACAUUGCCGCGAAGCGUUCGAGGGACGCCCGGCGACAGAAGGAGAAUCAAAUAGCCAUGAGGGCGAGAUACCUGGAAAAAGAGAAUAUGAGUUUACAGCAAGAAGUUGAUCAGCUACGACAGGAGAACCUGGAGCUUCGUUCUCGCCUCUCAAAAUAUCAAGAAGUGUAAUUAAUCCAAGACUUUUUAAGAAGAAGAAAAAAUCCAUCACACCCCCACACACACACAUCUUGUUUCAUCACAUUGGACACACUUUUUUUUGGCCACACGGGCGCUCCAGCCCACAGCUGGGGCGAAGACUAAAAGCACGCGCCAAAAGCUUCUGGGAAGGAGCUUUGAGGAGUCCAUUGAUGCGGGUUUUUUGCGGCAAGAAAAACAGCAUAAGCCCCCAUCUUGUGGGCACACCAUGAGCAACGACAAAAAAUGAGAGAAAAACCUAGUUUAAUUGUCAUUUAAUUUCAUUGGAUUUAGUGGAUAAACUCGUUUAAUUAAUCAUGAUUUAAUUUCUAAGGCUAAACUUGUUAGUGACGGUGAUGUGUCGAUGAAAUUUUCUUCUCGAACGCCAUUCAAGUUGGCCCAAUCCAGGCUAUACACUAUGCCCUGGAAAAGCCUAAAGAAAAACGGUUGGAAUACCAAAAGCCACUGCCGAUUAGAAGAAGUUCCUCUGGGAACGAUGGGGGAGGGAAAAUUGUAAAAAGAAAAAAAAUUGGGGGAUAUUCAUGUGAAAUUUUUAAUCACAAAUCACGUCGAAUAUUAAUUAGGAUGAAGUAUUUUAAGAGCCGAAAAUAAACCACCUUUAAGACAACAACAAAACCAACUUGAAUGCGUCGAAGUUGUGAAGAAGUUAGAUGAAAAAAAUCUUUAGCUGUUUUUCUUUCUCAGCCGAUCAAACACACAGGAAAAGAAAAAUCUCUGAGAGAUGAUUAAAAAAUCCCAUUUAAUUUGCACGCCGUAAUGAGGAAUAAUGAGAAAAUAAGUAAAGUUCUGUGCACAGUAAUGAUGAUGGCUUAAAGUUCUUGAAUUAAAUUUUUAUUUCCUCAUUUUCUUUGGCUCAAGAUGUUUCAGCAAAAAUUAAUUUAAAAUGAAAAUUAGAAAAAUCCUCAAAUGGUUAAUUGAAAAAAUAAAUCAAGAGAAAGAAAUCCAGCAAAGGUUCUCUCCUUAGGAAAAAAAAGGCAGCAAAAGUUGACUGAUGUUAAACAAAAAAACUAAUUAAAUGAGAAGCAAUCAGUCAGAGUUUAUUUUGUAAUGAAAAAAAAAAUGUUGUUAAUUCUUUUUGAUAAAUGCGUUUUUGGGUGAAAGUGCGCGAAAAAACCACCUGGAAAAUGGAAUAUGAAAUCCUGAGAGGAUGGAAAAUUCUCAAAGAUCUCUGUUGAUUCGCAAAAACGAUCAUAGGAAUAGUUAAAAUCAUAAUUUUUUGUACCAUUUUUUUAGAAUCUAAUUGAGAAGCUUUAUAACCAUGAAAAAAAAGUUUGUAUGAUAUUUUUUUUUUUUUCAAUUGGUCUCCAUGCUGUUUGUAUUUUUGUUUUAAUUAAUCAUUAACCCUCGUGCGCAUUUGGGGUUGAACCCUCUCUUGAAGAGAAAGGAUAAUCCAAGGAAUUUUGUGCUUGAUCUUGUACGGAUCAGUGAGGCUCAUUAAACGGAAUAAAUUCAAAAGAAUGGGGUUUAAUUUAAAUGUGCACGAGGUGUAAAAGUUCACGUGCAAGGCUUUAACUGCAGAAAUUAGGGAUUUUUUUAAACACUAAACUUCUGUCCUAAUAUUUCUAAAGAUUUCUAGAAUAUUUACAAAGAUUUUUAUUGAUUUAACAAAAUAUUUGAAUUAGUUUUUCUUUCGGAACUAAUGUAAAAUCUAUUGAUCGGGAGUUAACCUCUUAAAAACAGGCCUUCAAAUACUCCCUCCGAAAAGCGACUAUUAUUAGAAGACCUGGGGCUGUAUUCUCUAAGAGCGAAAAACUCUCGUGAUAAACUCCCGAAGGCUUUUUGCAGGGAAAAAGUGAGGAAAACUUCACGGGAGCUACUUUUAAAACGCUAAAGCCUCCAGGAGUUUAUCACGGGAGUUUUUCACUAUUAGAGAUUUCAUGUCCUGGUUUAGAUCUGUUACCUAAAUUGCAAAGUGCAAUGGCACUCUCAGAAGGACAUUCACAAGACUGGCAUAAAAGCUCAAACCGGACUCGCUGAACUAGUUUAAAGUUGGUCCUGGUACAUCGCGUUUGAAGUACUGCAGUACAGGUACCUGAGCACUGCAUGAUGCUUCGUCAUCAUUCUUCUUGUGUUUUUUUCCAAAGUCCCUCAAAAUUGUAAACACUGAUGCACUUCUUUCUUCUGUUGUCUUGAGAUAGUUUUAUCGCCAUCUUGCACAUGGGGCAGGUAAUCGUUGCAAAAAAUGAAGACCUACUUACUUCAAUUUUUACUUCUUAGCUAUCAAAAUCUUAUUUAAAGAUGUUCUUCAAAGCGGUGUGCAGCUUAUCUUUAAUAUCAUCCGUUUCAUUCGGUCUUGUACGCUUAGUAUUGGAUUGAGCUGGAGGAACGUGGUCAUCCGAAACUUUUCUCUUUGUGGCAUUGGUAGAGAAUUGAUUUCUCAUCGAUUUCAACGCUUUUUCAAUUAGAGUUUUGUGCCCUUGUGGGAUUUUAAACAAUUCCGGCUUCGAAGUAUAAAUACCAAAGUACUCUUAGUAGGGCGUGCCACAUAUUUUCGUCAAAUCUUCCCGGACACUUUUCUCAAUCUCAUCGUAUGUUUCUGCUUUAUGGUUCGAAAAGAUUGUUGUGAGCUAUACCCACAAAAUUGUAGCACAUUUUUGUGAUGUAAUGUAGAUAGGUGGCGCUAUAGGCAAAACAUGCUAUUCAUUAUAAUAAAGACAGUUUAAGAGUGAACUCUACAAUUUUUGAGGUAUGUUGAAAGUGGAUGCUUCUCAUCCAAUGACGCAAAAAAUUUUUUUGCAUUUUCAUCAGAGCGAUAGUCAUAUGCUGGAUAUAAUUAUAAUAUCAUAAGACUCGCCUGAAAUCUCCAUUUUUUGUAGGACUGCAGUCUGACUUUUAACUCGUGACUAAUAUUAUUAUCACAUGUUGAAUCCCUUUACUAAUAACAAAACCAGAAUUUGGGCCUAAUUCAGCGACCAAGAAACCCUUAAAAUCUUUGAAUUUUGUACUGAAAUUUCAAGAUUUCAAAAGAAUUUCAAGGGUUUCUUGGUAGUUGAAUAAGGCCCUUAAUUUCGUUUUAAUUUUUGUUUUAUUUGAAUAUUUUUCACUAAAACUGAGAGUACACAACAGCUUACGCACAGAAAUAUGCGGAAUACUUGUUUCUUUUGCGUCUUUAUUCGGUUAGUUAUUUGCCCCUCAAUUUUUUUCUAUUUCUUUUUUUCAUUUUUAAACAAUUCCUCUACAAUCAAAUUCUUCUACUUUUCUUCUUCAGUUCUAAAUUAAGUCAAUAGUUAAGCAAACUAAAGCCUCGCACGUGAAUGAACCCUUAGUGCAAUGUGGCAGCUAAAAGAUUAUUAUAUCCCUAAAAUAAUGCAAAGUUGUGUUUAAAUUUUUUUUAUAAAAUAAAUUUAAAACCUCUUCUGUGAAAUUUCACUUCCAUUUUUCAGUUCAUUUUUUAUAUAUAAAAUAAUUACAAAAAAAAAGAGUUUAUCAAUAGAAGAAAAAUAAAUUUAAAAAAAAAUGAAAUAUACAACGUAGUCUGAUUAGGCAUUAUUAACACAUUCAUUGAGUAGUUAUUAAACAAAAAGAAAAAGAAUGAAAAACACUUAGAAUGGAUUUUAGAGAUGAAAAAAAUUAAAAGUUUUAGAUUGAUGAGAUGUAGUUGAUGAGAAAAAUUGAAAAUAAGGAAAAAAUAAAUAAAUAAAAAAUUGCAGAGAAUUAAAACAAGUUGUGUAGCUCCUAAGUCUCGUUAUAAAUUUGCUAAUUCAGUUCCCAUUUGCAUUGAUGAUGGAUAAAAAAACACAAUUAUUAAUAAAUAAAUAAAAUUAUAUAUAAUAUUGUAAUGUUAAAUUGAGAAAUAUUUGUACAAUAAUAGCAAAUAGUGUAAAAUGUAAUUGUAAAUUUUUUGAAUAUAAAUAGUGAUGAAGAGUAUAUAUAGAAUGGAAUUAUGUUUAAAUGAAAUUAAAAAAAAAUAAUUAUAUCCAAUUAUUACUAAAAAAAAAACAAGUUACUGUAGAAAUAUUUUUUUGUUUUUACUUUUUGUUUGUUGUAUCUUUUUUUUGUUAGAGAUAAGUACGAGUGAGCGAGAGAGUGUGGGAUGUUCAAGUGAAGAAGAAGAAAUACCAAAAGCUCUUUUCCUUCCCUCACCCGCUACUUUUAAAUGUAUCUCAAAUUUUUUAAAUGAAAUUUAGUACCAAGAAAAAAAUAAACCAACCUGAAUAAGAAGGUUGGAAUGGCGCGCAAGUUACCAAUUUAGUGGUGGAAUUGUUACACAAUUUUUAUUCGUUGAGCUGUGACGUGUAAGGAGGGCGAAUGACGUGAAUUAUGUUGAAUUUUACGAUCUGUCAAACUUUCUUCUGUCAAUUUGACUGUAAAUUAACUUCUAUCAAAUUUUUAUUGAAGAUUUAAAAAAAAGCUCGUGUCUUUGGUUCUCAUAUAAAACAUUACCAGCUGUCAAAAUUGUAAUAACUGUCAAAAAAAUAACAGUUCUCAAAGAAAGAACAAAUGUCAAAAGAUGAAAACUUUUCAUUUAAAAUAAAGUAUAAAAAGAACUUUAAAAAAAAGACCUAAAACUGUAUAUAUGUCUAACUGACAGUUGUCAAAUAAACGUCAAACGUCAAAAUACAACAUUUUGCACGUCAAAACAUCCCUCAGCAACACAGCAGAAGACCAUGAGAUGUUUAUUGAGUUUCGUAUAGGAAUUAAUUGUGAGAGAAUGUAAUUAAAAAAAAAUAAAAACAAUUGAUACGUAAAACGUGAAAUAUUUUAUAUUAGCAAAAAAUCGUUACCAUUUCGUACCCAUAUUAUUUUUACAACUGCUAAUAAUUUCAUUACCACCCACUGUAGACUAAUGAUCGUUUUUUUUUUGUAUAGUUUUCUUUGAUUUAUUUAGUUUAAUAAUUUUGGGGAUAUUAUUUUUUUCUGCACAAAAAAGGACUUUUGCAAAAUUCUCACGCGACGAAGCGAUGGGGCAGUGUUAAAAUUAAAAGGAAAAAGAAAAGCAUUUUGUGUAAUCUUCUGAGAAUUUCUAAAAAAAAGAAUUAAGAACAAAAACUCACCCAAAAUCCCGCCAAAAUUUUCCGAAAAAUAUUUCUUUGUUUCCUCCACACAGAAGGUUUCCAAAAUAAUGUCCAAAUGUCCGUCCUUUUGCACUGAUUUGUUGAAAUUUUGAUGAGAGAGAAAUUUAUGAGAAUUUGUACAAAAAAAAAUUGUCGCACGAUUUAAAAGAAAAUUAAUAAAAAGAAAAAUAAAUUGAAAGCAAUUUGAAGAUUACACAAAACUGUGAAAGUUUUUACAUCAUUUUCUAGAGAGACAAAAUUUUUUAAAUGUUAUCAAAAAAAUAAAUAGAGAAAACAUUUAAAAACUACAAAACAGAGAACAAUAAGAAACAAGAAUAAAAUCUAAGAGAGAGAGCGAAUGAGAGAAUAUCCAUGUAAUUAAAAUGCUAAAGACGUGCAAGAAACGAGGAAAAAAAUCUAAAUGAAGAGACUCACACCAAUAUUGCUGUUGAGGUGAAUUAAUAAGGAAAAUAAGAAGAAAAUGUUUAUAAUAAAUUACCAUAAAAAUACUAUAAAUUGUAGAGAAAUAAUAAAUUGUGCAAUUAUCGAUGAUUAAAAACAUGUUAAAUGGAUGGCUAAAGAGCACACUACGUUAUUUUUUCUUUUUAAUUUCAUUGAUUUAAAUGGAGAAUUAAAACUCCUGAUAAAAUUGCAAGAAAAGGAAUUCUGUAGGGUCGCUUUGGGGGCUUUGAAAUAAAAAAAAACAACUUCAAAUUAAAACAAUAAAAUGUCUUAUUUUCUCAAUAUUUUGUAAAUAUUUAUUUUGAAAUAUUUUUGAGAAUAUAAAUUUUGAAGAAAUAAUUUCAUUGAAGCUCUGAGAAUAUUAUCCCGCUUUGUGGAUGAAGAUUUUUUUUCUACUAAUCAAAGAAGGGUUUUUAUUUCUAAUGAAAAAGAAAAUUCUUAAAACAAAUCUUUAAAAAAAUCUUCUUUUUGAAGAAGAGAGUUGAAUUUAACUAUUAAGAAUUUAAAAAUUAAAUGGAAGCAUCUGGUUAAAUCGGUUUCAUCCCUUUUAUCUUUCAGAAUUUUUUUAAAUAAGCUUUUUUUUAGAGACAAUUAAGUUAAAUUUAAAAAAAAAAUUAAGAACUUUUUAAGAACAAAAUAGUUAAGAAAGAUAACGUUUUUUUUUUCAAAGGCUUUCUCGGCUGUCUUCCCUGGCUGACUUCCCUUUAGCCGAUUUGAUUUUCGAGCUAUAUAAUUUUUCUUAUCUUAAAUUUUCUUUUAACCUAAUGGAAAUUUUAGCCUAACUUUAUGCUCAAUUUUCAUUGCUAACAAUUUUUUUUCUUUGCCUAACUUGAAGGCGAAUUUUCUACUCUAAAUAAAUUUUUAAAAUCUGACUUGAGGGAUUUGAGCACAAAAAAUGUGAAAAUCCUUCAAACCUAGCAUCUGGUAACAGAGUUAAGACCUCGUAACUAACCCCUGGCGACUUUACAGAAUCCCCCCUCCACCCCUUAUGCCGAAUAAAUACCCAUAAAAUGAAAUAAAUUCCAAAUAAGUAAAAUGCAAAAUCUCUCUCAGAAAGCUUGAGCACAAUUUCCAAAAAAUGUCUUUCACGCAUUAUUGGGGGAGAUUAGCCCAAUAAAUUGAAGAAAAAACUUCAAAAGAUAAAAUAAUGAGAGAGUCUAAUAACACAAUAACGCUUAUAGAGAGAUGGAUGGAUGAAUAUAAAGAGAAAGAGAAAAAAAUAAAUUUUUAAAACAAUUUUUGGAUGAACUUUUAAAGUGCCUGAUAAUGGAUUUUGUAAGCAUUGUCGCUAAACGGCCAAUUUGUUGAUCGUGUGUGUAAAAAAAAAUGUGGAGAAAUUAAAGUGAAGAAAAUAAUAUUUUGUACAAAAUAAAGGUGAAGAAAUGUGGAAAAAUAAUCAAAUGAUUUUUCCUCAAAAAAGCAUUUUCUUGUCUUCAGUGAAUUUUCUUGGCAUCAAAUUGAAAAAAUUAAAGAAAAUUUUCAUUGGAGGUGCUGUGAAGGCAAUUUGAUGGCAUGAAAAUUAUCUUCAGGAAGCACUCUGAGGAUUACUAGAAGAAAUCCUUGAGAGAGACUCCUGCUAAGAGACAAGAAAAUGCAAAAGAAGUGAAGAAAGAUUGCAAAUGGUGCGUAGUAUUUUGAGAAAUUAAUAGAAGAAAAAACAUUCUCAUUAACCUUCCUUAAUAGAAGAUUUAUUCUUUAGCCAAACAUCGCCCUAAGUUGCCACUAAUUUCGGCAUUUUCUUUCCUUAAAAAACCCGCCCGUUUUUUUCUAAUCAAGUUUAGAGAAAGAAAAUCUCUGAUUUGUAUUAAAAAAAAUAUAAAGAAACUUUUAGCUCAACCCAUAUAGCGAAACUAUUUAAGAAAAAACAACAAUUUUAGAACAAAAAAAAAUGUAAUGGAAUUUUCUCUCUUUAGAAGAACAAAGCACUCAAACUACCAGAAAAUGCUUUGUCUGUUUGUCUUAAGAAAAAAAAUGGUAAAUAAAGAAAAUUCAUGAGAAAAAGCUCUGCAAAAAAUUAGUAGCAAAAUAUAGAAGGCAAAAAAAAAUACUAAUUGUAGCAAAAAGGUACCACUAAAAAUAAUUUCAUAAUGAAGAAAAAAAUUAGUAACCAUCAAACAAAGAAAAAACAUUCGCUCUACAUUUAAAGAAAGAACCCCUAUGUACAUGAUUACCUAUAAAAGCUGAAAAUAAAAAGUAAAUUGAUUAAAGAAACUAUAGUUAUAUACUCAGAUACAUAGAGGUUAAUUAACUAAAAGAAAAAAAUUUAAUUCUGGUAGGAAAUACUUUUUUACAAAGAAAAAAAAAAGAUUGGUGGAGUUCUUUUGUACAGAUCAUGGUCAAAAAUAGUGAACCAAUGCUUUGGGAAGCUUUUAAAUUAUCUCUAAAAAUAUUUUGAAAAUUUUUUUUUUUUACCUUUGACUAGGUUUUCUUUAGUAAAAGCUCUAAUAAUCAUUUUCUUGAGAGAAUUCAAUAAAAAAAUUUUUUAAUCAAAAUCAGUCAAGCAGUCCGCUUCUCUGCUAAUUGCUUUUAGUUUUUUUUUUAAAGUAAUUUCCCCCCAAAUGAUUCAUUAUUUUAGACCAAGAUCUGUAUAUUCGUCAUUUUCUUUUCCUCUAUUUUAGAUCAGCAAAAGCACAAAAGCUGUGCUAAAAAAAACAUGAAAAAUGUGCAGUUAAAAGGCAGUUAAGGAGUAAGUUUAAUGUAAAAAGAAUAAGAAGGGACACCCACUGUAAAAUAAAAAAAAAAACAUUAAGUGACUAAUAAUGCGAAGCAUUAAGAAGAACAAGUUGAGUUUUAGUUAAAUUUAAAUGAAGAAAAUGAAUGCAAAAUGAAGUGCUAGGGCGCAUAAAAACACAUUAAUAAGGACUAAUUGAGAAACCUACUUAACAUCGAUGGAUGUUGGCUUUAGCGUUAUCACCGUUAGUGAAUAAAAAUGAAGAAAAAAAAAGAACAUUGCAUAUAAAAAAACGUUACACUCAAAGAACACAUGAAGACACCCACACCACAUUGAAGAAAUACUUUAUGAAUAAAAAAAAAAGAAAAGAAAUACCAUGAUUAAUAUUAAUUAUAUUGAAUAAUAUUAAUUGAAUGAACACACACACAAACAGUAAGAGAUGUGUAAUUUUUGUGAUGAAAUAAAAAUAAACGUUCAAAUUACAGAAGUUUAAAAAAAAA
Messenger RNA from Lutzomyia longipalpis, 29945 nucleotides. It is a transcript of the gene Pdp1, whose product is annotated as hepatic leukemia factor. The record is from RefSeq and is a predicted model, not a curated record. Bases 20146 to 21291 code for a protein of 381 amino acids. Gene Ontology annotation, molecular function: RNA polymerase II cis-regulatory region sequence-specific DNA binding; DNA-binding transcription factor activity, RNA polymerase II-specific. Gene Ontology annotation, cellular component: nucleus. Gene Ontology annotation, biological process: regulation of transcription by RNA polymerase II. NCBI's taxonomy places the organism in Eukaryota, Metazoa, Arthropoda, Insecta, Diptera, Psychodidae. The transcript is spliced from 5 exons.